CCUGCAGGUGAGAGGGGCCGCGUCCAUAGGCCGGUUCAGCGGCGGCAGGUGGGGGAGCGCGACUGGGCUUAGCCGGCGGGGCCUGCUCGCGCGGGGCAUCUGAACCCUCCAUUUCCCGGUUCUAACUGCGCAGCAGGGCCGGGCCGGGACUUUGAGCGCAGCGACGCGUGGUUCUUGCACCCUUGGCCCGGGGCUAGGGCGGGCGUGCUGGCACCGGGUGGAAAGAAGCCCCCUGCGGGCUGUUUUACUUCAAAUAAGGAACAUGGUGAAACUGAUUCACACAUUAGCUGAUCAUGGUGACGAUGUCAACUGCUGUGCCUUCUCCUUUUCCCUCUUGGCUACUUGCUCCUUGGACAAAACAAUUCGCUUGUACUCGUUACAUGACUUUACUGAACUGCCACACUCUCCGUUGAAGUUUCACACCUAUGCUGUCCACUGCUGCUGUUUCUCCCCUUCAGGACAUAUUUUGGCAUCGUGUUCAACAGAUGGUACCACUGUCCUAUGGAAUACUGAAAAUGGACAGAUGUUGGCAGUGAUGGAACAGCCUAGUGGCAGCCCCGUGAGGGUUUGCCAGUUUUCCCCAGACUCCAGGUGUUUGACAUCAGGGGCAGCUGAUGGAACUGUGGUUUUGUGGAAUGUACAGUCAUACAAGUUAUAUAGAUGUGGUAAUGUUAAAGAUGGCUCCUUGGUGGCAUGUGCAUUUUCUCCUAAUGGAAGCUUCUUUGUCACUGGCUCCUCAUGUGGUGAUUUAACAGUGUGGGAUGAUAAAAUGAGGUGUCUGCAUAGUGAAAAAGCACAUGAUCUUGGAAUUACCUGCUGCAAUUUUUCUUCACAGCCAGUUUCUGAUGGAGAACAAGGUCUUCAGUUUUUUCGAUUGGCAUCAUGUGGUCAGGAUUGCCAAGUCAAAAUUUGGAUUGUUUCUUUUACUCAUAUCUUAGGUUUUGAAUUAAAAUAUAAAAGUACCCUGAGUGGGCACUGUGCUCCUGUUCUGGCUUGUGCUUUUUCCCAUGAUGGGCAGAUGCUAGUCUCAGGGUCAGUGGAUAAGUCUAUCAUAGUAUAUGAUACUAGUACUGAGAAUAUACUUCACACAUUGACUCAGCACACCAGGUAUGUCACAACUUGUGCUUUUGCACCUAAUACCCUUUUACUUGCUACUGGUUCAAUGGACAAAACAGUGAACAUCUGGCAAUUUGACCUGGAAACACUUUGCCAAGCAAGGAGCACAGAAGAUCAGCUGAAGCAAUUUACUGAAGAUUGGUCAGAGGAGGAUGUCUCAACAUGGCUUUGUGCACAAGAUUUAAAAGAUCUCGUUGGUAUUUUCAAGAUGAAUAACAUUGAUGGAAAAGAACUGUUGAAUCUUACAAAAGAAAGUCUGGCUGAUGAUUUGAAAAUUGAUUCUCUAGGACUGCGUAGUAAAGUGCUGAGGAAAAUUGAAGAGCUCAGGACCAAGGUUAAAUCCCUUUCUUCUGGAAUUCCUGAUGAAUUUAUAUGUCCAAUAACUAGAGAACUUAUGAAAGAUCCGGUCAUCGCCUCAGAUGGCUAUUCAUAUGAAAAGGAAGCAAUAGAAAAUUGGAUCAGCAAAAAGAAACGUACAAGUCCCAUGACAAAUCUUGUUCUUCCUUCAGCGGUACUAACACCAAAUAGGACUCUGAAAAUGGCCAUCAAUAGAUGGCUGGAGACACACCAAAAGUAAAAUUGUUGAUAGUGUAUUGUUUAUAUUUUCAGUGGUCUCAUUUGAAUGAUUUACAGGUAAAUAUUAAUCAGACAUUAUUAAAAGCAAAACAGGAAAAAGGUAAACUUAAAUUUAGUUACCUAUAAAAAUUGUGAAUUUUCAUUCUUUAAAAACACAUGGACUUACUAUAAAAGCCUUUUUGUACUAGUGAAAAAAGUCUUCAGCUAUGUAGAAAUAAAGUUAUACUUUAAA
Piliocolobus tephrosceles (Ugandan red Colobus) is the source of this 1924-nucleotide messenger RNA. RefSeq names its product WD repeat, sterile alpha motif and U-box domain containing 1 (gene WDSUB1). The transcript has 11 exons. The record is from RefSeq and is a predicted model, not a curated record. Gene Ontology annotation, molecular function: ubiquitin-protein transferase activity; protein binding. Bases 263 to 1693 code for a protein of 476 amino acids. NCBI's taxonomy places the organism in Eukaryota, Metazoa, Chordata, Mammalia, Primates, Cercopithecidae. Gene Ontology annotation, biological process: protein ubiquitination.